AUGAGCGGCCUGGAUUCGGGGUCGUUCAGGCGACCGUUGGAUUCGGACACUGUAGCGACGCGGUUCCUGCACGGGCGGCACAGCGCGAUGCAGUUCGCAGUUAUGCAGCUGGGCGUGUGCACGUUCAAAUGGGACGAAGGGAGAAAAGAGUUCAUUGUUCACCCGUUCAACUUCAAGGUCUUCCCGCGGUCGGAGAUCCCGGGCUUUAAGGGCGUGCCGGCACACUCCUUCCAGUGCCAGCCAUCGUCGUUGGAGUUCCUGGCAGCACACCACCUCGACUUCAACUCCUGGGUGCACCACGGAAUCUCGUACCUGUCGUACGAGCAAGAGGAAGCCGCAUGGAAUUUUCUCGAGAUCCCUCCCCCGUCAGCAACAGCCACCAAUAUAGCCGCAGGCUCCAGCCAAAAAGGAGCUGCUGACGUGGCACAGCCAGCCAAUCGCACGCAAUUCAGCACAAGCACCAGCAGCACAAGCAGGUACAGGUGGCGGGACAGCAGCGACAGGAGUGACCCGUCAAGCCCGCCAUUCCCCGGGGUGCAGUUUGCAGUGAAGAGCCUGGCCCGCGUUGACCUGUGGCUCGCACAACUCCGAGCAGCAGCACAGGAGGUGGAGCAGGAGCAGGAGGAGCAGGAGGAGCAGCAGCAGGAGGAGCAGCCUUUGGCAAAGGGCGUUGCGAGUAGUGUGCUUGGGGAGGGUCCAGAGGGAUUUUCACGGGAGGCUGCGGUAAGGGGUGUGGGAGGGGACGGGAGCAGCAGCAGCAGCAGUGGUUUACAGCCUGCGUUAGCAGCAGUGGUUGGGAAGAGGCCUUGGCUCUCUCUUCGAAUCAACGACGCAUUUAACUGCCAUGCUGCCGACCAGGCAAUUCGUCAUAAGCACCCCUAUCUGGCGUCACAUGAGGAGCGGAUCGGUGCGUACAAGAAAGUGCGGCUCUUCCUGUGCAAGUCAAAGGAGGAGGCUGAGAGGCUGCAGGAGAGACUGCUGGAGCUGCGGCAGGCGGGGGCAGCAGCGGUGGUGCGCAGAGCAGUGGGGGUGAGGCGAGUGGUGGAUGCCGUGUCUCUGGCGUGCCAGAGUAAACCUCUUGUGGCACACUCCUGCUUCCUUGAUCUCUCCCACAUUCUGCACAAGUUUGUGGGCCACGUUCCGCCCUCCCCAGCACUCUUCUCUCGCGAGGUCCGCCGGCUCUUCCCCGCCCUCUUUGACACCACCUGCCUCGCUGCUGCCUCGCUUGUGGCACAGGAAGCUGCGAGCACCAACAGGCGGGCGUCGCUUGGUGCGCUGUAUGAUACUUCCCGGAACCUUCCGUUUGUGGAUGGGGCGCCCAUGCGAGUGCGGUUCAGUCACGAGGCUGGCAGAUACUCUGCAUCCAACGGCCAGGAUCCAAGGCACGAGGCAGCAUACGAUGCUUUCAUGACAGGAGUGGUGUUCGCCCAGACCUGCCACCGCCUGGGCAAGGGCACUCGGGAUAUCCACCUGGACCUUGCCACGGGGCACGCUGCCAUUGGCUCUCGUGCCGCUCCCCUCCUCGCCUCCCUUGACACUCUCACACAUGGAACCUCUUAUUCCUUUUCCUCCUUUUCCCCCACUACCAGCACCCCCCGCAGCACCAGCACCAGCACCAGCACCAGCACCACCAGCAGCAGCAGCAGCAGCAGCACCAGCAGCAGUGGCAGGGAGGAGGAGGAUCGGUCCAACGUGCUCUUCCUGUGGGGUCUGCCCCCGUCCCUCCCUCACCAGCGCCUGCGCUUCCUGCUCCGAGGGGCCCUGGGCCGCAACACUCCCUUGGAUCUCGAACCUGUUGAUAGUGGCGCUGCUUUGGUGCGGUUCGGCAGCGGCAAGGAGAGGGACGUGGAGAAUCUGGGCAAGGUUAUGUGGAGGCUGGGACGAGCGUUAGUGGGAGGGGCAGGGCGUGGGAAAGGUGGUGAUGAUGGUGGUGGUGGUGGUAGUGGUGUGAGAAUACGGGAUGGAGGGGAGAGGUUGGGAGAGAGUGAAGCGGUUGCGAAGGAGAUGGUUUCGCUUGGGAUUCGUGCCGCACCUUUCUCUGCGUUUGUCACCUUGUGUGAGUCUACUGUUCCGUUUUUGUCCGCUACUGAGGGUGCAAAUGUUAUAAGGUUGGAGGAGUAUCUAGUGUCUGCCGCCCAGAGAUCCCCGGAUCAUGCGCAUUCUGCCAAAACAAGCCGAACCAGCAGGAAGGAAGGGCGGGGAGCAAGAUGUUGGAAACAAUAA
Molecule: messenger RNA, 2223 nt
Organism: Closterium sp. Yama58-4
Lineage: Eukaryota; Viridiplantae; Streptophyta; Zygnematophyceae; Desmidiales; Closteriaceae
Source: the annotation of a GenBank genome assembly